AUGGGUCGUCCUCAAGGUCCUCUGCCUGAACGGCCGGCGUGGUGGUGUUGGAAGCGCCCUCCACGCCGGCGCUGUGGGUCUCUGCCUGGGCAUGCGCCUGCAUGCGACUCGUACCAUUGCCAUGGUCUGGUGCGGUCGACUCAGGUUGCCAAGAAGGUCCCGUGGGCUGAGCAUCGUCGGGCUGAAAUGCUGGGGCCCUAA
Messenger RNA from Auxenochlorella protothecoides, 201 nucleotides. RefSeq lists its product as hypothetical. The record is from RefSeq and is a predicted model, not a curated record. The transcript has a single exon. NCBI's taxonomy places the organism in Eukaryota, Viridiplantae, Chlorophyta, Trebouxiophyceae, Chlorellales, Chlorellaceae. The coding region runs from base 1 to 201 and encodes 66 amino acids.